Priceomyces carsonii is the source of this 321-nucleotide messenger RNA. RefSeq lists its product as uncharacterized. The record is from RefSeq and is a predicted model, not a curated record. The coding region runs from base 1 to 321 and encodes 106 amino acids. NCBI's taxonomy places the organism in Eukaryota, Fungi, Ascomycota, Pichiomycetes, Serinales, Debaryomycetaceae. The transcript has a single exon.
AUGAAACAGACCUCAACGAUAUUGAAGAAAUUAUUUGGCUUGCAUACUGUGAACAAACUUGCAAGCAUUCUUAGGAAUCGACAGUUCUUGGACUUCUAUUUAGUCAUUACAUUGAAAAUAAAUCCAAAAUACCAAGUUAUUUUAGAUUGGGUAAGAGCGAUCACGAAAUGGGUAUUUGAUUCUCCCAAUUCUACAUUUGGUUGUGGCUGCAAAAUAAAUUUUGAAAUUGAAAUUUAUCUUGAAUUGAGGAAACAUGGAUGCUUAGAGCGAGCUUGUAUGUUUAAUUCUCCCAAACCGUGUACUUACGUUUGUUUAUUUUAA